This is a messenger RNA of Plasmodium malariae, 369 nucleotides long. RefSeq names its product conserved Plasmodium protein, unknown function. The transcript has 3 exons. The record is from RefSeq and is a predicted model, not a curated record. The coding region runs from base 1 to 369 and encodes 122 amino acids. NCBI's taxonomy places the organism in Eukaryota, Apicomplexa, Aconoidasida, Haemosporida, Plasmodiidae.
AUGGUUAAACAUAAAGAUCACAAAAAGAGUGACCUGAUACGAAUAUUAUCUUCAAAUAUUAGCAAAGAAAGAAACAAGGCAGUUAAGCUUUUGAAAAAGUUCGAACCUUUGCCCAGAAAACAUUUAGAUGACAAGUUUGAUGCAAAAAAUAUUGCUGUUCAUAAAUAUAGCGCCUUGAAAGCUUAUAUGUGUUGGAGAUGCGAUAAGGUGAAACAAACGAACGUCAAAGUUCACUGGGAUACAGUAGAAGGAAUGAAAAUUAUAUGCACCUCUUGCCAUAAUAAUUUACUUUCAAUGAAAGAAGUGGAGAAAGUAAGAAAGGAAAACAAUACAAAUAAUGAUAUUUUAAAAAAUUUAAAGAAAAUAUAA